Molecule: messenger RNA, 1005 nt
Organism: Brenthis ino (lesser marbled fritillary)
Lineage: Eukaryota; Metazoa; Arthropoda; Insecta; Lepidoptera; Nymphalidae
Source: the annotation of a GenBank genome assembly
AUGCGCGAGGACGGCUACGGCGCCGCGCCCGCGCCCGCGCUCGCCUCGCGCACAGCACCACGCGGUGCUUUCUCUGGUGAUAAGUCCCGCGGCGCUGGUAAUCUGCAGGGCGGCGCUUCCGCAAGCCUCGCGCUACGCCAGGCGGUAGACACUAGACGGCCAGUAGUCCCGCGACGCUCGCAUUCACCGCACUUGCCGUCUCGCCCGCGUAGCAACACGCCGUCGCCCGCCAUGCCACACAACGAUUUGGAUAGCGAGAGAGGUGUCAUGGCGUGGCUCCGACGCUGGUGGCGCCCGCUUGUGGCCGAGGUGCUGGCGACCGCGCUGCUGAUGCUGCUGGGCAUAGCCGCGCUGUUGCCAUUGCCGGACGGCACGAACCCACCCCUGACGCACCCCGCACUCGCGUUCGGCUUGGUGGUGCUCGCCAAUGUGGAGAUAUUCGGGCCCACGUCCGGCGCGCACAUGAACCCCGCCAUCACGCUAGCCGCUCUGCUCUACGGCAAGAUCCCGGUGCUGGUGGCCGCGGCGUAUGCUAUUGCGCAGUUCUUCGGCGCCACCAUCGGCUUCGGCGCGCUUAUGUUGCUCUCGCCUAAAAGUUUCGAGGAUGUGGCGGCGUCCGUAGGCGGCACACGCGCAGGCAGCGUGAGCCCGAUGGCGGCCGCCGGCACGGAGGCGCUGCUCACGGGCGUGCUCGUGCUGGCCGUGUGCGCCGCGUGGAGCGCACAUGAGCGCGUCGGACCCGACCCCACCGUCUCCAUCAAGCUCGGCCUUACGCUCGCCGGUCUCAUCUACGCCGGAGGAGUGAUGACGGGCGCUAGUCUCAACCCGGCGCGUAGCUUCGCGCCAGCGCUAUUGCAGACCUUCGCAUCUGAUCACUGGGUGUACUGGGUGGGCCCGUUGGGCGGCGCGGCGCUAGCGGCGGGGCUGCACCGCGCGGUGCUGCGGCCCGCGCCCGCGCUUGCGCCACGCCACGAGGACCUGCCGCUGCACGACAAGCAGGACCAC